Molecule: messenger RNA, 1648 nt
Organism: Centropristis striata (black sea bass)
Lineage: Eukaryota; Metazoa; Chordata; Actinopteri; Perciformes; Serranidae
Gene: ptp4a1
Product: protein tyrosine phosphatase 4A1
Exons: 5
Coding region: 32-553 (173 amino acids)
Biological process (GO): protein dephosphorylation
Cellular component (GO): nucleus
Molecular function (GO): protein tyrosine phosphatase activity
Source: RefSeq, a predicted model, not a curated record
UCUUUUGUUAUAUUUUUUUUAAGUUUUCACAAUGGCUCGUAUGAACAGACCGGCCCCUGUGGAGAUCACCUACAAAAACAUGAGGUUUCUCAUCACCCACAACCCCACCAACGCCACCCUGAACAAGUUCAUUGAGGAGCUGAAGAAAUAUGGAGUGACCACCGUUGUGAGAGUGUGUGAGGCCACCUAUGAUGCCACUCUGGUGGUGAAAGAGGGGAUCCAGGUUCUGGAUUGGCCGUUUGACGAUGGAGCUCCUCCCUCCAACCAGAUCGUGGACGAUUGGCUGAACCUGCUGAAGCUGAAGUUCAGGGAGGAGCCCGGCUGCUGCGUCGCUGUCCACUGUGUGGCUGGGCUGGGGAGAGCUCCUGUUCUGGUGGCGCUCGCCUUGAUCGAAUGUGGGAUGAAAUACGAAGAUGCUGUCCAGUUCAUUCGACAGAAGCGUCGAGGAGCGUUCAACAGCAAGCAGCUGUUCUACCUGGAGAAAUAUCGUCCAAAGAUGCGCCUGCGCUUCAAAGAUUCCAACGGCCAUCGCAAUAAUUGCUGCAUCCAGUAGAGCCGAACCCGGAGCCACGCCAGCCCCCCAUCGUUUAAAUUCAACCUCGCUAGCUUAUUACCGGGCAGGCUUGUUUUUCUUAGUCAUUGUGUUCAAGUAUUUUACUUUUGGGAAAAAAAUAAAUAAAACAACCCCCCCCCCCCCCCCCCCCCCCCCCUUCCCUCUCCUCCAGGUUCAAAAUCAAAAGUGUCAACAGAAAAAAUAAAGAAUAGAAAAAAGAGUUGUGUGAACCGGGAUCACCGUGUUUUCUCUUCAUGUGCCGGAAAAAAAAAAGAAAGAAAAAAACCCGUUAGGAGGGGCAGCGCUGAGUUGUGUGUCGUUGUAAGGUGUUGGAUUAAUUGUUUCUCUCUGCCCAAAGAUUUCUGAUUGGCCCGUGCGUUUACAUCACCUUAGAAUGUGCUUAAAAAACAAAUAAAAUAUCAGUUUUGAUUUGAGUAAAUGAUGUACCCCGUUAAAUUUCAAGGUUCCGUUUCCAGACUGACUAGAAAGAGGUUUUGCCUUCCUUCAAAUCAGAUGGUUCAUCCAUAAAUGCCUUACAAUCGGAGUGGAACAAAGGCAAUGGAGGCGGGACUUGAACCCGCUCGCAUUUGGAAAAGGUGUUUCAUUUUUCUACUCGGAACAAAAACAAAAAAAGUUGUUGCCUUUGUCUUGUGCAGGAAGUCUUACACUCACUUAUGCCCUUUCAGUAACUAUUUUUAAUAUAAAAUGCUUAAUUGUUGCAAUAUUUGUCAAUUGAAAGUCUAGGAACUUGUGUUUUUUUCUUUUCUCUCUCAAACCUUCUGUUUACUAAUUAACUGCCAUGUCCAAAAUGUGAUUUUAAUUUUUUUUAUUAUGUUUUUUUUUUUUUUUGUUUCUUUUUUUUGCUUCAAACUGGACUUCCAACGUCUGCGAUAUUUUGUAUGCCUUUUUAUUUGAUGUCUGUAACUUAAGACUUGGAUACUUGAUGAUUUUAUGUAUUUGAAAAUGUGUACUAUUAUUAUUAGGUUGGCUAUUUAUACUAUCAAUGGAUGUGUGAUUUAGUACCGUGAGCGACAAAGUUGUACCUGUUCACCAACUUGUGAGAGUACAUUAAAUGAUACACUGAAAAAAAACAAA